Kwoniella shivajii is the source of this 1218-nucleotide messenger RNA. RefSeq lists its product as uncharacterized. Gene Ontology annotation, molecular function: Hsp70 protein binding; ATP binding. NCBI's taxonomy places the organism in Eukaryota, Fungi, Basidiomycota, Tremellomycetes, Tremellales, Cryptococcaceae. The record is from RefSeq and is a predicted model, not a curated record. The transcript has 8 exons. Gene Ontology annotation, biological process: protein refolding; response to heat. Gene Ontology annotation, cellular component: cytoplasm; nucleus; cytosol. Bases 1 to 1218 code for a protein of 405 amino acids.
AUGAGAGAUAAAGAAAAAGUAGGGUUGGUGGUCGCCGACUCGACGUAUUAUGACCUGCUAGAAGUAUCGGCUGAUGCCAGUGAUGUGGAGAUCAAGAAGGCCUACAAGAAGAAAGCUAUGCAACAUCACCCUGACAAGAACCCAGACGACCCUCAAGCUCACGAAACAUUCCAGAAGAUAGGCCAAGCUUAUGAGACAUUAUCGAAUCCGAACGAUAGGGCAACCUACGAUGCUCAUGGGAUUGAUGGGCCGCCUAGAGGAGGCGGAGGUAUGGGUCCAGAUAUGGACAUGGACGAUUUAUUCGCUUCAAUGUUCGGAGGUAUGGGCGGAGGAUUCGAAUUUGAUAUGGGCGGUGGGUCAAGCUCAAGACAAAGACGUAAACCAUCAAAAGGAAGAGAUACGAUCGUUCCAUACGAUAUAAGUUUAGAAGAUGCUUUUAAAGGUAAAAAAGUCGUAAUGAGUUUAGAAAGAGACAGGAUUUGUGGUGGAUGUAAAGGAUCAGGGGCAAGACCAGGUGUAGAACCUAAAGAAUGUGGUAAUUGUGAAGGAAAAGGUACAAUAUUCACCGAUAGACAUAUCGCUCCUGGUUUACUUGGAAAAGUCAAAUCACCUUGUCCAUCGUGUCAUGGCGAGGGAAAGAAAAUACGUGAUAAAGAGAAAUGUAAGAAAUGUAAAGGAUCAAAAGUUGUCAAAGAAAAGAAACGGAUAGAGUUUAUGAUAGAUCCUGGUACCGAGGAUGGGGAGAGAAUCGCAUUGAGAGGGGAGGGUGAUGAAGAGCCUGACAUACCGGCAGGUGAUAUAAUAUUCCUCAUUCGACAUUUACCUCAUCCAUCAUUCAGACCUCAACCAUCUUCGCCCGGAUCACUGCAAAUACUAAUAUCAAUCAGACUUUCCGAAUCUCUACUUGGUUUCUCACGUAUACUAUUCAUCCAUUUAGACGGUAGAGGAAUCAAGAUCACAUCCAGAAAAGGUGAAAGGAUGAUCCAACCAGGUAGUAUAUGGAUAAUAAAAGGGGAAGGAAUGACAAUUCGUGGAACCAAAAGAAAAGGCGAUAUGUAUAUCAGAUUCGAUGUGGAAUUCCCUUCUUUGGAAUGGGCAAAUCAGCUGGAAGAAGGAAAUGGAGUGGAAACGAAAAUAGAAUUACCAGGUAGAAAACCAGAUUUGAAGAUUGAAGGUCAAGUGGUGGAAAGGGAAUUAUCAUCAAAACCUGUUAACUGA